Protopolystoma xenopodis is the source of this 291-nucleotide messenger RNA. The record is from the annotation of a GenBank genome assembly. Lineage: Eukaryota; Metazoa; Platyhelminthes; Monogenea; Polystomatidea; Polystomatidae.
AUGUUGAUCGAAACACUAGACAGGUUAGUGGUGAUAACUAGCCUCCUGAAAGAAUUCGUCUAUCGUGGCGGUCUUAUCUACUUACUCACCUUCCUCGUCACGGCCUCCAGCCUUGAAAUUCGCCAGUCCGUUAUACAGCUGCUAGCGCGCUGUCUGGCUGACAAACAGGUCGGUCGUCGAAUACAGGCUCUUCUUGGUCAAUUCCUGCCAGGCAUCUUCCAGGAGACCUUGCGAGACACACCUGAUAUUUUUUUGCAACUCUUCGAUUGUGAGUUAAUUCCACCUCCAUAG